Molecule: messenger RNA, 720 nt
Organism: Ichthyophthirius multifiliis
Lineage: Eukaryota; Ciliophora; Oligohymenophorea; Hymenostomatida
Exons: 1
Molecular function (GO): protein binding
Source: RefSeq, a predicted model, not a curated record
AUGGUUUAAGUCCCUCAUAAUCACUAUUUAUAUAAAUAUUUGGAAAAUAAAAAACUGAAAGAAUAACCUUUAUUGAUCGCUUUUGGAUCUUUAGAUGGUUAUUUCAGAAUUUUUGAUAUAAAUAAUAUGUGCCCUGUAUAUAUUUUUAAAGGAUAUUAUGGAGGAUUAAAUGCUAUUUCUUUCGAAAAUUAAAACGAUGAAAAAUUUGAAAAAAAUCCUCUUGUUUUAUUUUCAAUGUAAGACGAUUCCUACAUUUUAUUAAAUACUCAUACCAAUAAAUAUAUAAGAGGAAUAGGACAUUUUAGUUUUGUGUCUAGAGCUGUUUUCUCUAAUCCUAAUAAGGAUGUGAUUAGAGUUGUUACAGGUAGUUAUGAUGGAUGUAUUUCUAUUAAUGAUUUUUUAAGAAGUGAUAUUAUUUAGGAUAGCUAAAGUGAUUUUUAUUAAGAAGAUCUACCUGUGAUUGUAAAAUAAAACUAAUAAAAUGAUAUUACUGUCAAUAUAUAAAAUGUUCAAUAAGUCAAUAAUGAAGGGGUCGGAUAUUUAGAUGGGGUUGGUGAUUAUUUUAUUACUAGUUCGUUUGAUGGUUGUGCAACUCUUUAUAAAUUUAAAGAAAAAUUCGAAGAAGAGGAAAAUAAUAAUGAAACUUUAAAUUACGACACCUAGAGCAAAUAAAGUUAUUAAUAACAAAAUAAUGAAAGAUUUAAAACUUUAGAAAAAUGA